AUGUCAACAUCACCAGAUCCCGGUCCGGUGAAUGGGCACACGCGUCUCUCUGCCGACGGACCUAGCACGCGUGUGGACGAUACCAGCCAGAGUGACAGCGGCCUUUCAGACGCUCAGCCCGCUGUGGUUGAUGCCGCUACCUCUGAGUCAGACGACGCCGCCGGCUCGCAGGACGAGGGUCCCGAGUUUGCUCCUGACGAGCAGGAAGACCCUUCUGACUCCAGCGAUCACGAUGCCUCGGACGAUGGCGACUUCGAUGUCCCAGACAGGUCUGCCUCCGUACAAAGCAACGCCGCUUCCGACCGCGCCGCCUCAGUCUCGGUUCGCCCUGCCGUCAAGCGGAAAGCCGCCCAAGUAAUAGAAGAUGAAUAUAUGCGAGAAAACCCCGAGUUGUAUGGCCUGAGACGUAGUUCGCGUCCCAUCCAACGCCGGAAGCUCGUCGAUUCAGACGACGAAGAGGAAGGAUCCGAGUCUGAUGUCGCCCAGGCGCCCCGGAAGGCGGCCAAUAAGCGUCGUCGCCUCGAGCGGUCCCUGCCUGCUUCCAAGCGAGGUACACCGGCCCGCCAGACCUCUGCUGACGAUUCAGACUCCGAUACCUACGGCGGCGCGAAAGCCCGCAGCUUCCGGAAAAAGGCUCGCCGGCAACAAGAGCUACAGCCCGAACUGGCCCUCGUCGAGAAGCGAUGGUCCAGCCGCCGCGCUGCUCAAGUCUCGGUUGGUGCCUACCAAGAAAGCGACGCCGAUGAGGAUGACGGAGAGGAUGGGGCUACCCCGAACUACUGGGCCGCCGGUGUGGAAGACAACUCGCCCUACAUUGAAAAGAUCCUCCGCCACCGCCCCAAAGAAGGCGUUGAACUCACACCUGACGCUACCCGCCACGACUUUGAGUAUUACAUCAAGUGGCAGGGGAAGUCGCAUCUCCACAACACCUGGGAGACGACCGAGACUGUUGCUGGGUUCCGUGGAUUUCGCCGGCUCGAAAACUACUACAAGAAGACGGUGGAAUACGAGCUUGACUUAAAGUUCGGCGGUGACGAAAUCAGCCCCGAGCAACGCGAGCAAUGGUUGCUGGACCGCGAACGCGAAGAAGAGGCCCUGGCAGACUACACCAAGGUUGAGCGUGUUGUUGCCGUUCGUGAUGGUGACGACGGCCGCGAGUACUUUGUCAAGUGGAAAGGGCUCCAGUAUGAUGAGUGUACUUGGGAAGAUGCUUCCCUAAUUAGCAGUCAUGCCCAGGACAAGAUCGACCAGUUCUUGGACCGGACAUCGCGCUCCUGGCAGUCGGAUAAGAAGCAAACGAACCCCGAAACCCGCUCGAGGAUGACCAAGCUGGAGAAGCAGCCAUCUUACAUCAAGGGCGGCGAACUUCGCGAAUUCCAAAUGAAGGGCCUCAAUUUCCUUGCACUCAACUGGACUCGCGCCAAUAACGUCAUCCUGGCUGAUGAGAUGGGUCUCGGCAAGACAGUCCAGACGGUCUCGUUCCUCAGCUGGCUGCGCAACGACCGUGGCCAGGAAGGGCCGUUCCUUGUCGUAGCGCCUCUCAGUGUGAUCCCAGCAUGGUGCGACACCUUCAACCACUGGGCUCCAGAUCUCAACUACGUUGUCUAUCUUGGGCCCGAGGCGGCUCGUGCCAACAUUCGCGAAUACGAGCUCUUCGUCGACGGCAACCCAAAGAAGACUAAAUUUAACGUCUUGGUGACAUCGUACGACUAUAUCCUCGCCGAUUCCGACCAUCUCAAGGGCAUCAAAUGGCAGGUUCUCGCCGUCGACGAAGCCCACCGCCUCAAGAACCGCGAGUCACAGUUAUACGCCAAGCUUAACAGCUUCGGCGUCCCUUGCAAGGUCCUCAUCACUGGUACACCAAUCCAGAACAACCUUGCCGAGCUGUCAGCGCUCCUGGAUUUCCUCAACCCCGGCAAGGUCCUGAUCGACGAGGAGCUUGAGUUGCUGUCGACCGCGGAUAACAAAGAGGCCACCGACGAGCAGCAAGACGAGGCCAAACGGUUGAAGACACAAGAGAAGCUCCGCGAGCUGCACACCGCCAUCGCACCAUUCAUCCUGCGUCGAACCAAGGAGACGGUCGAGCAAGAUUUGCCGCCCAAGACCGAAAAGAUCAUCCGGGUCGAACUGUCGGACGUUCAGUUAGAGUAUUACAAGAACAUCCUCACGCGAAACUACGCUGCACUCAGUGAUGCGAGCAACGGUCAUAAACAAUCGCUGCUCAAUAUCAUGAUGGAGUUGAAGAAAGUCAGCAACCAUCCAUACAUGUUCCAGGGUGCCGAGGAGCGGGUCCUCGCUGGCAGUUCCCGUCGCGAGGACCAAAUCAAGGGUCUCAUCACAAGCAGUGGCAAGAUGAUGCUGCUGGACCAGCUUCUUGCCAAGCUGAAAAAGGAUGGCCAUCGGGUUCUGAUUUUUAGUCAGAUGGUCAAGAUGCUGGACAUACUGGGCGACUAUCUCCGAGUGCGGGGGUACCAGUUCCAGCGCCUCGACGGCACAAUCCCCGCCGGCCCUCGCCGCAUGGCCAUCAACCAUUUCAACGCCGAAGACAGCGAUGACUUCUGCUUUCUCUUAUCAACGAGGGCUGGCGGUCUCGGCAUCAACCUGAUGACCGCUGACACAGUCAUUAUCUACGACUCGGACUGGAAUCCGCAGGCCGACCUGCAAGCGAUGGCACGGGCCCACCGGAUUGGGCAGAAGAGACCUGUCAACGUCUAUCGCCUGGUUGCGAAGCAAACCAUUGAGGAGGAAGUUGUCAAACGUGCGCGCAACAAGCUUUUCCUCGAGUACCUUACCAUACAGGCUGGCGUCACGGAUGAGGGUAAGGCCCUCCGUGAGCAGUUCAAGGAACAUGGCUUGAAGAUCGACGAGGCAAAGACCGCCGAGGAUAUCUCCAUGAUCCUCAAGAUGCGGUCUCAGAAUUUGUUUGAGCAGUCUGGCAAUCAAGAAAAGCUGGAGCAGCUCGACAUCGAUGCAAUUCUCGAGAAUGCAGAAGUCACAAAGACAGACAUCGAUGACAAGAUCAAUCUCAGCAGCGGCGGAAUCGACUGGGAUAACUGGAUGCAAGUCACCGACGUCAAGGUAGAUGACUUGAACCUUGACUGGGACCAGAUCAUCCCUGCCGACCAGCUUGCCGCCAUCAAGGCGGAGGAGGAGAAGAAGAUGCAUGAUGAAUAUCUGGCAAGGGCCAUGGAAGAAAGCGCACCCCGCAAAGCUGCGCUCAAGGGCUCUAAAAAGAGCGUUGAAACAGAACGGGCUGAGCGUCUCGCCAAAAAGAGGCAGCGCGAAAGGCAGGAGCAAGAAGACUUAGAGGAGCAACGAGCGCUGCUUCAAGACCCGCGUCGUCCUCUCAACGAGAAGGAGACCCGCAAUCUCAUCCGCGCAUUUUUCCGCUACGGCUACUUCGACGACCGCGAAGACGAAAUCGUUCAUGACGCUCGCCUGAGCGACCGAGACCACGGCUUCCUCAAGUCCAUCAUCGAGGAUUUGGUUGCUGUGAGCAAGCGGGCUGUGGAUGAGAACAAUGAGAAGCUGCGCGAGGAAGAAGAGAGAGCCGGAAAGCCGCUUGCGAAAAAGGAUAAGAAAGCUGUCUUGGUCGAUUUUGGGGAGGUCCGCAAGGUCAACGCCGAGACUGUCGUCGAACGUCCGCCCCAACUAAGGCUGUUGCGCCGUGUGCUCCGAGAGCACGGUGGUGCCUUGACGUUCAGACUAAACGAGGCCAGCAAAGCGGCCCAGUAUUCAUGCGAAUGGGGGGCCCGAGAAGACGCCAUGUUACUCGUGGGCAUUGACAAAUACGGCUUUGGUGCUUGGACGCAGAUCCGGGACGACCCGGAGUUACAGAUGCGCGACAAAUUCUUCCUCGAAGAACACCGAGUGGACAAGAAGGAGGAGCGUAAGAGGGCCGAGGAGAAAGUGAUCCAGUCUCCAGGAGCUGUCCACCUGGUCCGGCGGUCCGAGUAUCUCUUGUCUGUGCUCAUGGCCAAGUACGCAGAUGACGCGAACGCUAAGAAGGCCGUGGAGAACCAUCACCGCAGCAAAAAGCUGUUGACGAACGGCAUACGUCGCGGCGACGGUAGCUCUGUCUCGGCCUCGCCGGCUCCACCCCUUUCCAAGAAGCCGAGCCAGCACCGUGACCGCGAUCAUCACCGGUCGUACAGCAACGCCAACGACCGCGGUACGCCUCGGCCGGACAAGCGAAAGUAUCCCGAGGAUUACGAGGAUCGCAGCUCCAAGCACCGGCGGCUGGAAGCUGACAGCAAGCAUGAAAAGAAAGCCAAGGACAAGGAAACGGAGAAACCCAAGUUGGAUCCCGAGACUAUGGAGCGGUACAAACGUGACAGGCAAAAAGCGGUUGAGCGGUUCCAGGAGCUGGCCAAACUUCGCGACGACGAAAUUGACAGCUCAGACAACGCACAGCUUGUUUGGUCCGUUUUACGGCCACUCAGGCCAAACAUGGAGCGCAUCAUGCGUUCCAUGGAGCAAGUUCCCGUUAAGAAGGAGCGGGCCAAGCUCCUUGGCGAGGAGAUACUCAUAUUUGGCAACUUCCUAAAGGGCUUGCGGGGGCAAAACGGCAACGAUCUUGACAGCUUGGAGCCCCAGUUUUGGAACUUUCUGUCCUCGAUCUGGCCCAUAGGAAAUGUCAGGGUGUCUGGGAAUCGACUUCAGAAAAUGUUCCGCGAGCUUUCUAACAAGGAUAGGGAGAAGCAAGCAGAAGCCCCUGCCAACGACCAGAGGCGUGUGAAGAACCCGGACCUAGAGGAUGGGGAGAUUGCGAGCGACCGCGAGGAACGCCGCGCCCGGGAUCCGUACCGCGACGACCGGCGACAGGACCGUCGCGAGGAGAGGCGUGAAGAAAGGCGCGACGAGAGACGAGACGACCGUAGGGAGGAGCCCACACGCCGCAACUAUUAUGAAGACGGCGACCGCCUGAAUUUUUACCGCCAUCGCCGGCCGGACAACAGGAAUGUCCCCGUCCGGCAUUCGUCGUGGCAGAGCCGGAGUCCGCCGGCCCGGCGUAGUCCUUACUGA
Parathielavia appendiculata is the source of this 5025-nucleotide messenger RNA. RefSeq lists its product as uncharacterized. Bases 1 to 5025 code for a protein of 1674 amino acids. The record is from RefSeq and is a predicted model, not a curated record. Gene Ontology annotation, cellular component: nucleus; chromatin. Gene Ontology annotation, biological process: regulation of transcription by RNA polymerase II; nucleosome organization. The transcript is spliced from 5 exons. Lineage: Eukaryota; Fungi; Ascomycota; Sordariomycetes; Sordariales; Chaetomiaceae. Gene Ontology annotation, molecular function: ATP-dependent chromatin remodeler activity; histone binding; ATP hydrolysis activity.